GGAGCUGCGAUCCCGGCGGGACACGGCCGCGCCGGCCAUGGAGCCCUCGCCCAAAGACGGCGAGAGCGCGGCGGCCGCCGAGCCCAGCCGGGGCGGCUCGGCCCCGUCCAGCGGCGUGGUGGUGCAGGUCCGGGAGAAGAAGGGCCCCCUGCGCGCCGCCAUCCCCUACAUGCCCUUCCCCGUGGCCGUCAUCUGCCUCUUCCUCAACACCUUCGUGCCGGGGCUGGGAACGUUCGUGUCGGCGUUCACGGUGCUCUGCGGGGCGCGCACCGACCUCCCGGACCGGCACAUGUGCUGCGUCUUCUGGCUCAACAUCGCCGCCGCCCUCAUCCAGAUCCUCACGGCCAUCGUCAUGGUGGGCUGGAUCAUGAGCAUAUUCUGGGGCAUGGACAUGGUCAUUCUGGCAAUCUCACAAGGCUACAAGGAACAGGGGAUCCCACAGCAGCUGUAGUGGCUGGGACAAGUGUGGUCAGAGAAACACGGCGAGAGAUUUCCUUUGGCAGCCGUGGGCCACGGACCUUUUCAUUACCCUUUGUCUCUCUUCUUGUCCCCUUUGUUUUGUCUCCCUGUGUCUGCCCGGUCCUCGUGCCCGUCCAGCGGAGCGGAGAUGCAGAGCAGCCGGCGCAGACUUGCACUGACGCCCGAGCAGCGGAGAUGAGGCAAGCACGGCUGGCCUUGGACUGGUCCCGGCCAGCAGGAGGUGGGCGGCCCACGAGGAGGACAGGAGGACGAGGGUGCCAGGACAAGGAAACGCCCUUGGCAAAGGUGGCACCUGGGCGUGCAGCUGAAUCAAGGGAGGGGGAGAUGCUGCCUUCCCCCUGCUCCAGGGGGAGGUCGCUGAAGAUGUUUUGCCUCCUUUUUAUGCUCGCUGUUAAAGGACGCUGGCUGUGAGCAUCAAAUGCCAAGGAGCUGUUCAUAGAUACACGUACAGGAUGUAAAAGCAAACCAGUGGUACUUUUUUCCUGCCCCGAGAUUCCGUCUGUGACUGCUCUGCAGUAGUGGAGGGUCCAACCCAGCCCUCUCUGCUGCCUGUGUAGAUAUGAUGUUCACUGAAGCUCUGUCCCCGCAGAUGUCUUGAGAAAUGUGCUUGCUGUAAAUUGUAUUGUACCGCUGAAGUGACCGGGGCCAUCCCCUGCUUCCACCCGCUGCCACCGUGCAAAGACCAGAGCUCCCACCAGCCCAGGGGACACUUUUCCUAGCACAGGACUGGCGUCCUGCAGCACCUUGCCUCUAGGGCAGCAAGUACUGCCCAAAGCCUCUCAUAUAAAACAAUACUGGGGGAGCCUAAGAACCUUUCCUGCCCCUGAAAGGGACUUGCUGGCAGUGUCUCCAUGCUUUGGAAAUGGAUCCCCUUAGAGCACACCAAGUGCUCCUGGCUGAAGCAGCAUCCCAGCUCUGCUUCCCCAGGGUAAAAUUAACCACCCAGCGCUUUCACACCUCCUUCCGAAGCACUGCAGAGGGGACAACACCUCCACCUCCAGGAGGCUGGAUAACUCCCUUCCCUCCUGUGGGAGCAGCUGCAAACCAGCACAGCCAGAGGGCACAGCCCGAGCCCCUCCUCUGGUCCGAAGUGCAUGGCCUCCAGCUAUCCCAGAACCAUCACCUGCUUUGUAAAUGUAGAUGUUUGACAUGCCAGUUUUACAGCUAAAGAGUGAUCGUGGGUAAUGAAGAAUAAAUUCAGUUGUUUCACCCCCAUCUGCCAGCAACAGAAUUUUCUGCUGCUCCUUUCUGAUUGUGAAAACCAGGUUUCUCCAAAAAAAAAAAAAAACAACAACAACAACAACAACAAAAACAACCCCAAACAAUAACCAAAACAAAAAAAGGGCUUUAAUGAAAUAGCUUCUUGGUACCUGAACCCAGCUGGGCUGAACAACUGAUUUACUACUCAUUGGAAAGCAAUUCCAGGUAGGAACCAACCCAGUGAAAAAACAGCUUCAUUCUGGGUCAACCCAAUCAUUGCAAUGCAAGGCACAGUACCAUUUUCCCAAGUUCACUGGUGUUGCCAAAUCCAUAUUUACCAUGGAACAGGUGCUUUGGCAGGUGACCCCCACCCUCCCAGCCUUUUGUCUGGUUGGCCAUCCUUGCUGCAGGGGUUUGGGGGUGCUCACAGCUGGGAAGGUCAGUGGGGCUUUGUGGUGGGAGCAGCUCUGGCACAGGCAGCCACGGGUCAGGAGAGUUAGGUGUGAGAGGGGACUCCAUCUGUGCCACACCCUGUGCUUCCCAAGACACAAAGCUGCAUGUCCCUCCCUGUGUGCACACAUUUUAUUAAAGACCUUCCAGUUGUGCUGGAAAUUGCCCUUAAGCCUUGCUGGGAGUGUUGUGCUGAGUUGUGUGGGCAGGAAGCUGAAGAUCACAGUCCCAGUAUUCUCCAGAGGGCUGUUUUAUUCCCUGCCUCCUGCUUGUUCUGGCUGACCCCGCAGCUCACACACAUGCAUACACUCCAGCCAGGAUGCAUUUUAUUGCUACCCAGCCCAAACUGCAUCCACUGCAAGACACCACCAAGAGUUCCUUGGCAUCUAGCCCCAGGUACAAGGAGACCCUGGCUAGGUCUGACAUUCCUCCCAGGUAAAAGCCAUGUCUUCUCCCACACACUUGCUAACCAUGGCGUCGCAACACAGCCCUGUGUUUUCCAGCUGACUUUGCUUCACGCUCACACACACGAUGCACUUUGAAGCAGUGCUGCAAUUUAUUUCCCAAACUGGCACUCAGCAUUCCCAUCCCCUGUGGGAGCAGCAUGGUGCAAGACCCCGAGUCACAGUGGCACCAUCUGAAGCAGGGUUAAUUACAGUGAAUCCCACCAGAGCUCAUGCUAACCACAACCCAUCCUUCCUCCUCCUGUCAUCUGUAUAAAUACCUAAGCCAGGCUAAAAGUCAAGUCCUGCUUCUCUUGCACCCACCCAAGUGGCCAGAGGGAAGCAAAAACGCCCUGUCCCCACUGCUGGAAUGGUGCAGUGGGAAGUGAAGGCUUUGUUCAGGCUCUAAGAAUGGCAAAGGCCAGAGCAGCUCAAUUCAUCUUCCAGCUCUGAGAACGCCUUCAACAAGCAGGUGGAAGGGAAUGGCACAUUUUGGGUAGGGAUCAAAACAGGGGCUCACCUCUCCCAGCACUGCUGGAGAUGAUGGCAGUGCUCCCCCAGACACCCAGCAAGGCAUCCCACCCCACACCAGCACAGGCACUGCUCCAAGGCUGGGAGGGGGAUUGCUGGCUCUAGUCUGUGUGCUCUGUGGUUCUGGCCAUGCAUGGGUAGCUCAGAUUCCUCACCUUAGGAAGGAGGGAGCAGGGGCCUGCCCACCUGUGCCGUUUGCACCUUGCUGGUGAGCCCAUCUUUCCUUUUCGUACUGGAGGCCAAACUGAGGGGUUGCAGAGGACCAUUUGUAUGCCUGUUUAUAUCACUGAGUGGUAUUGGAUUGUGACUUCUUGUGUUUUGAUACUGUGGAUAUUUUUUUUUUUAAGUUAAAUAUAUUCUAUUGCUGGACAGCUGGAA
Molecule: messenger RNA, 3482 nt
Organism: Onychostruthus taczanowskii (white-rumped snowfinch)
Lineage: Eukaryota; Metazoa; Chordata; Aves; Passeriformes; Passeridae
Gene: STUM
Product: stum, mechanosensory transduction mediator homolog
Exons: 5
Coding region: 38-451 (137 amino acids)
Source: RefSeq, a predicted model, not a curated record